This is a messenger RNA of Centropristis striata (black sea bass), 1867 nucleotides long. It is a transcript of the gene rad51b, whose product is annotated as RAD51 paralog B. Gene Ontology annotation, molecular function: DNA binding; ATP hydrolysis activity; ATP binding. Bases 75 to 1208 code for a protein of 377 amino acids. Lineage: Eukaryota; Metazoa; Chordata; Actinopteri; Perciformes; Serranidae. Gene Ontology annotation, biological process: double-strand break repair via homologous recombination. The transcript has a single exon. Gene Ontology annotation, cellular component: Rad51B-Rad51C-Rad51D-XRCC2 complex. The record is from RefSeq and is a predicted model, not a curated record.
AAGAAAACAAAAGCCCCAAAGUUAAACAUUUUUUGUGUUUGUUGCCGUCUAAAAACAGCUGUAAAGAAGCCAACAUGGCGACAAGAUUACUAAAGCGAACUGGCGUUUCAAUGGACGUAUGUGAGCAACUCAAACGGCAUCAAAUAGAAAGUUGUAAGGACCUGUUGUCCCUGUCUCCCGUUGAGGUGAUGCACGCUGCGGGGAUGAGCUACCAGAAAGCCUCGGUGCUGCUGCGGACAGUCAGCAGAGCUGUUGCCCCUCCAGUCACCACGGCUCUGGAGCUGUGGAAGCAACACUCCUGCUUCUCCACGUCGCUGCCUGCUCUGGAUAAACUUCUGAGGGGAGGCCUGCCCUGUGGGACCAUCACAGAGGUGACAGGGCCCUCUGGCUGUGGGAAGACUCAGGUGUGUUUGAUGCUCAGUGUGUUGGCCACUCUGCCAAAGAGUGAGGGUGGGCUGGAUGGUGGUGUCAUCUAUAUAGACACAGAGUCUGCUUUCUCUGCUGAGAGGUUGGUGGAAAUCGCAAAAAGCCGGUUUCCGGGCUACUUCAGCAGUAAGGAGAAAGUCCUGCAGAUGGCUGGACGGGUCCACCUGUUCAGGGAGCUCACAUGUCAAGAUGUCCUCAACAGACUGGACAGACUAGAAGAGGACAUUAUCGCAACUGGGGCCAGCCUCAUCAUCCUGGACUCUGUGGCCUCUGUGGUGAGGAAGGAGUUUGACACAACGCUACCAGGCAACCUCAUGCACCGCAGCAACCUGCUGGGCCACGAGGCCUCCACCCUCAAAUACCUGGCCCACCAGUUCAACAUACCUGUAGUGCUCACAAACCAGAUCACCACUCAUGUAGGGGGUCAAGGGUCUGACGGGGAGUCUGGGUUGGUGACAGCAGCUCUGGGGACCACAUGGAGCCACAGUGUCAACACGCGUCUUAUUGUCCAGUACGUGGACGCACGCCAGAGACAGAUACUAAUAGCAAAGUCACCUGUGGCUCCGUUUGCUGUGCUGAACUAUACCAUUGAGAAGCAGGGGAUCUGUAUAGAUACAGAUGACAGUCAGGAGACUUUGUAUGAAGGCACAGAUCCAGGCCUCCAGCCCAUCAGAGUACUGACUGGAUUCAACAACCUGACCACAUCUGUGGACUGUACUGACAGAGAGAGGCCAGAGAGUGGCACAGUUAACUUUUUAAAGCCAGCACAUAAUUUCAACUGACUUCUUGCAAGGGUUGCAGCUGCAUAUCAGUUUCACGGUAUGAAAACUGACCUUUAUGAUUAGACCUGCAACUAAACUGCCAAUUUUCUUCAAAAGAUCACCAAAAAUACACUGUUUCUUGUAGAAAGAAAGUUUCCGUUACAAAAAUUAAGCUUAAAAUUGUGAUAAUUCUGUCAAAAUUACUUUAUUCUCCAAAAAUAAACUGUUUGCACUAAACAGAUCUUGUUAAAAACAUUAAAUUCUGCACUCCUCAGUGACAUGGUGAAGUUGUGAUUGAUUUUGCUGAAAGUUUCACUGAAAAUCAGACAGAACUGCAGGCUGUUUUCACAGAGGGGAGAGGACAGGAGAGGUUGUAAAAAUGUAAAUAGUUUGUGUAUAAUAUGUGGAGAAACCUUUUUUUCCAAUAUUCAUGACACUUGUGGACACUUGGAAAAGUGUUGUGUGUAGAUAUAGAUUCCAUUUAUUACAAUGUUUAAACAAUAUUUCGUAAAAUGUACAUUACGUUAUGGUAAUUGAGAAACUGGGAUGGACAUUUUUCAUUAUAUGUUGUCAAUUAAUGAAGUAAACAAAGUCCAAGGUGGAGGUUUAGUUAUAUAGUUUUGUAAGUCCAAACCCAAAGAAACCCCAAAGCCAUUCAGUUUAAUAUGAUGUAAAACAGA